Suncus etruscus (white-toothed pygmy shrew) is the source of this 1646-nucleotide messenger RNA. It is a transcript of the gene EGR3, whose product is annotated as early growth response 3. The transcript is spliced from 2 exons. Gene Ontology annotation, biological process: regulation of transcription by RNA polymerase II. Gene Ontology annotation, molecular function: RNA polymerase II cis-regulatory region sequence-specific DNA binding; DNA-binding transcription factor activity, RNA polymerase II-specific. The record is from RefSeq and is a predicted model, not a curated record. Bases 104 to 1267 code for a protein of 387 amino acids. Lineage: Eukaryota; Metazoa; Chordata; Mammalia; Eulipotyphla; Soricidae.
UCGCCGAUCGCCUCUCGGAUGCCGCUUGCCUGGAAGCUGCGUUAGGAGCGAGCCGCGGCGGCGGCGGCGGCGGUGGCGACGGCGGCGGCAGCUCGCGAGUGCUAUGACCGGCAAACUCGCCGAGAAGCUGCCAGUGACCAUGAGCAGUUUGCUAAACCAACUGCCUGACAAUCUGUACCCAGAGGAGAUCCCCAGCGCACUCAACCUCUUCUCCGGCAGCAGCGACUCGGUAGCCCAUUACAAUCAGAUGGCUACAGAGAAUGUGAUGGACAUCGGUCUGACCAACGAGAAGCCCAACCCCGAACUCUCCUACUCGGGCUCCUUCCAGCCUGCCCCGGGCAACAAGACCGUGACCUACUUGGGAAAGUUUGCCUUCGACUCUCCUUCCAACUGGUGCCAGGACAACAUCAUUAGCCUCAUGAGCGCCGGCAUCUUGGGGGUGCCCCCGGCCUCAGGGGCACUCAGCACGCAGACCUCCACGGCCAGCAUGGUGCAGCCUCCCCAGAGCGAAGUGGAGGCCAUGUACCCAGCACUGCCCCCGUACUCUAACUGCAGCGAUCUCUACUCGGAGCCUGUGUCCUUCCACGACCCACAGAGCAACCCAGGCCUUGCCUAUUCUCCCCAGGAUUACCAAUCGGCCAAGCCGGCCUUGGACAGCAACCUUUUCCCCAUGAUUCCUGACUACAACCUCUACCACCACCCCAACGACAUGGGCUCGAUUCCGGAGCACAAGCCCUUCCAGGGUAUGGACCCCAUCCGGGUCAACCCGCCCCCGAUUACACCUCUGGAGACCAUCAAGGCCUUCAAAGACAAGCAGAUCCACCCGGGCUUUGGGAGCCUGCCUCAGCCGCCGCUCACGCUCAAGCCCAUCCGACCCCGCAAAUACCCCAACCGGCCCAGCAAGACCCCGCUCCACGAGCGGCCCCACGCCUGCCCCGCCGAGGGCUGCGACCGCCGUUUCAGCCGCUCGGACGAGUUGACCCGACACCUGCGCAUCCACACCGGCCACAAGCCCUUCCAGUGCCGGAUCUGCAUGCGGAGCUUCAGCCGCAGCGACCACCUAACCACUCACAUCCGCACGCACACCGGAGAGAAGCCUUUUGCCUGUGAGUUCUGCGGGCGCAAGUUUGCGCGCAGCGAUGAGCGUAAGCGCCACGCCAAAAUUCACCUCAAGCAAAAGGAGAAGAAGGCGGAGAAGGGGGGUGCGCCCUCUGCGUCCUCAGCGCCCCCCGUGUCGCUGGCCCCCGUGGUCACCACCUGCGCAUGAGGCUCGGGGGCCCCCCCAGGUCUCCUCUUUUCCCCUCCAGUGUCUCGUGGCUGCUCGUCUGAAAGCAGCGGGAAAGCCAGUCACCGAGGCGCAGAGGCAGCGCCCUGGCCUCUCCAUGGACGUAAGGUCCCUUGUUCCCUUUCGAUGUGACCCGUUUCCACCCUUUCAUGCCGGCCGGCUGUCAGGGGCAGGGCACGAGGCGCCUUCUCUUUGCUGCCCGCACCUCCCUAGCCUAGCGUGGGGGCGGAAAGGUGGCGUCUAGCCUGCUUUGUUCAGUUCGGAUCGCCUUGAUCCAGGGGCCGCUGGGCCGCGCCAAGGACCUGCGGGGAUACUGAAGGCGGGAGGUGGGGGGGCCUCCAAACCUCGCCGACCCAAGCAC